Messenger RNA from Lagopus muta (rock ptarmigan), 2147 nucleotides. RefSeq names its product aldo-keto reductase family 1 member B1-like. The record is from RefSeq and is a predicted model, not a curated record. The coding region runs from base 78 to 1028 and encodes 316 amino acids. NCBI's taxonomy places the organism in Eukaryota, Metazoa, Chordata, Aves, Galliformes, Phasianidae. Gene Ontology annotation, cellular component: cytosol. The transcript is spliced from 10 exons. Gene Ontology annotation, molecular function: aldose reductase (NADPH) activity.
CCGCCCAGGGGCAGCACCAUCAGGAUUAAGCAGGCUGGGCCACAGCAGAGCCAGCCUGAGGAGCAGCAUGAGGAGCCAUGGCGACCUACAUGCAGCUGAACACUGGAGCCAAGAUGCCCAUCCUGGGGCUGGGCACCUGGAAGUCCCCACCAGGACAAGUGACAGCUGCUGUGAUGGCUGCAAUCGAUGCUGGGUAUCGCCACUUCGAUGGUGCCUAUGCGUACCGGAAUGAGAGGGAGGUUGGGGAUGGGAUCCAGCAGAAAAUCAAGGAAGGCGUUGUGAAACGAGAGGACCUCUUCAUUGUCAGUAAGCUGUGGUCCACAUUUCAUGAAAAACAUCUCGUGAAGGGAGCCUGCCAGAAAACUCUUGCCGAUCUAAAACUGGAUUACCUGGAUCUCUAUCUCAUCCACUGGCCUUCAGGCUUCAAGGCAGGAGAGGAUCUGUUUCCCACAGAUGAGAACGGCAUGGUUAUACCCAGUAACACUGACCUUCUACAAACAUGGGAGGCCAUGGAAGAGCUGGUGGAUGCUGGCCUGGUAAAAGCCAUUGGCAUCUCCAACUUCAACCACGAGCAGAUUGAAAGAAUCUUGAACAAGCCAGGACUGAAAUACAAGCCUGCAAACAACCAGAUUGAAUGCCAUCCAUACCUGACCCAGGAGAAGCUGAUCAACUACUGUCAAUCCAAAGGGAUUGCUGUGACAGCAUACAGUCCCUUUGGCUCUCCUGACAGACCAUAUGCUAAGCCAGAGGAUCCUUCUCUUCUAGAUGACCCCAAGAUUAAAGAGAUUGCAGCCAAGCACAACAAAACAGCAGCACAGGUUCUCCUUCGCUUCCAUAUCCAGAGAAACGUGAUUGUGAUCCCCAAGUCUGUCACACCACAGCGCAUUGUGGAGAACUUCAAGGUCUUUGACUUUGAAUUGACUAAAGAAGAGAUGGCAACUCUUCUCAGCUUCAAAACGCACUGGAGGAUGGGUGUAGUCAGCCAGGCCAGAACACACAAGGAGUACCCUUUCCAUGCAGAAUACUGAUGCUGUUUGUAACCGGGCCUUCUCUAGACCCCUGGUGUUUCCUAUGCCUCUCCCCUAGCUUUGAGCUCUAUAUCUAGCUUUCUUACUGCAUCUGCCUUGUUGCUGCCAGUGAAGUCAGAGGGCACUUAUUCCAUUGAUUUUGUCUGAGUUUAUUCUUUGGAAGAUGUAUUCAGUAGAAUAAAUUGUGCGAUGUAAUAAUUUUCUGCUUAUCAGAAGAGAGGAGGAUUACUGAAGUAUCUAGCAGAACUGCUCAGUGGAAAACAAGGACAGUUUGAACUCUUGAACCACUAUUCAGCAAGUGCCUUCAGUCUUGCAUCAAUGCAAACCAGAGGCUAAUCCACAAGAAUUAACAGACAUCCACCAUUGCAUGUGAAUUCUCCCAUUUUUUAAAUACAAGUAACUUUAAAGCUUGAAAUUGGAUGAACUGGAUGAAAUGUUAGGGCAGGAAUGAUGGGUUGAAUCGUUUUUGUUUAGAAAUUAAAUGAAAUCCCUAUAAAUUUACCCUUCUUUCUUUCUUUGAGCAUUAGCACAGGGGAAGGGAAACAAUAAAGUCAUGGAGGGCUGGGUAACACAAGAUGUCAUCCUAACUCCAAUGUGGUGUUAGGAAGCAUCUUUCCUUUAUUCCUCAUGAUACAUUCCAAGCAACUUCACAAACAAGUGCGUGCUCUCAGAGUUUGGGUUCUACAUUUAAAUGACACACAUGAGCAUUACUUGGGGGAACAUAUUUAUUCUUUUCCAAGAUCUCAUUAGUAUAUGCUAAAGUCCCUCUGGCCACACACAGUAGCAUCUAAGGUGGUUACAUGCCCACUUACUUUUUCCCCAUUUUUCUACCAUGAGCUUCAUCACUGAGACUUUUGGUUGACUUCUAGCUUUUUUUCCCCCAAUUUGGCAAAUUUCCAUGCCUCGUUAGGCUAUAACUUUCAAAAUAAUAUAGGUGAAACUUCAAGGAAAACAUCCUUGCACCUAGUUAAUGCAAACAUAAGUAGCCUAUUAAUGACUCCAGGGCUUCAUGUGAAGCAGAAUUAAGAGAAAGCAAGACUGUUCACACACCAAGCAAGCUGAAAUGGAAAGUUUUACAACUAGCACUCAUUGAUUCCUUUUGCUAAACUAAUACAUUGG